Messenger RNA from Vitis vinifera (wine grape), 3349 nucleotides. Its product is annotated as disease resistance protein RPV1. Gene Ontology annotation, molecular function: ADP binding; protein binding. The transcript is spliced from 5 exons. Gene Ontology annotation, biological process: signal transduction; defense response. The coding region runs from base 105 to 3137 and encodes 1010 amino acids. The record is from RefSeq and is a predicted model, not a curated record. NCBI's taxonomy places the organism in Eukaryota, Viridiplantae, Streptophyta, Magnoliopsida, Vitales, Vitaceae.
GGGGAAUUGGAAUCAAAAAAGAAAGAGUGAGACUGUCUCUUGCAUUCCUUUUUCUUUCCUUUCUUUUCAAAGGCCCUUGGCUUUCGAUUAAAGGAGUUAACAAAAUGAUCAGCAGCGGGAUAGCCUCUUCUUCUACCACUGCUUCUGCUGCGACUUGUGUUCUUGAUGGUAGUUAUGAUAUCUUGUAUGAUGUCUUCUUAAGUUUUAGAGGAGAAGACACCCGGAAGAGUUUCGCUGAUCAUCUUUACACUGCUUUGAAUGGAAAGAGAAUUCACACCUUUAGAGAUGAGGAGGAAAUCAGAAUGGGUGAAGCUUUAGCGCCAGCAAUCUCAAAAGCUAUUAAAGGAUCGAGAGUUUUCGUUGUCAUUUUCUCAAAGAACUUCGCUGAUUCUGGGUGGUGUUUGAAUGAACUUGAUGAGAUCAUGGAAUGUAGGAGGAAAACAGGAAGAAUAGUAUAUCCCAUUUUCUACCAUGUGGACCCGUCCCAUGUGCGUAAGCAGGAGGGGGAUUACGGAACGCCAUUUUCCUUGUACGAAGAAAAUGCAGACAAGGAAAAGAUGGCGAAGAUAAAGAGGUGGAAGGCUGCCUUACGGGAAGCUAGUGAACUAAAAGGAAAACAUGUGGAGGAGCAGCAUGAGUCCGUGGUUAUAAAGGAAGUCAUUAAAGAAAUUUGGGAUGAAAUGGCGUCUAAGCCCUUUAUUAUGGAUUGCCCGAGUACAAAUGAAUUCAUAUUGAAGGACUUGGUUAAGUUUAUGAACAUUCAAUCAGAAGAUGUUCACAUGAUUGGGAUUUAUGGAGAGGAUGGACUUGGCAAAACAGCGAUUGCCCAAGCUAUUUGUAAUGAAAUCUCUUCUCAAUUUGAGGGAUGCAGUUUCCUUGCAAAUAUUAGAAAGGUUUCCAAAGAAUAUUUUGGUCUACAACGUUUACAAGAACAACUUUUUCGUGAUAUUCUAGUGCUAAGAGGAAAUCGAGAAAUAAUCUUUCACAGAAGGAAUGAUGUGAUAAAGCAGAUCUGUUGUAGAAAGGUUCUCAUUAUUCUUGAUGAUGUGGAUGAAUUGGAACAACUGCAAUUCUUAGCGCGAGAAAGCAAUUGGUUUGGCAAGGGAAGUAUGAUCAUUAUAACUUGUACAGACAAAGAGAUAUUAACAAGACACAGCGUGAAAUUAUCAUAUGAGCUUACGAAGUUAAAAAAUCCUGAAGAUGUUCGCCUCUUUACUCAGCAUGCCAUCAGUAAAGGACGAUCCCUCUGUAACAUUCAUAAACUUCUAGAGCGUGCAAUCGAUUAUUGUUGUGGCCUUCCUUUGGCCCUUAAAGUUGUGGGUACUUUUCUUAAAACGAAGACACGAGAACAAUGGGAAAAGGCAUUGGUUUGUUUGGAAAGACAUCAAGGAGAAUUUAACAAGAAAAAUCUAGAGGAUGUGCUUCGCUUGAGUUUUGAAGAACUAAGGGACAACGAGAAGGAUGUAUUCUUUGAUGUUGCAUGCUUCUUCAAUGGAGAGCACAUAAAUUUUGUUACAAAAAUAUUGGAUGGGCGUGGCUUCUCUGCAAAAGAUGGAAUACAAGUUCUCCGUGAUAGAUGUCUCCUAACUAUUUCAGAUCAGAAGUUAUGGAUGCAUAAUUCCAUACAAGAUGUGGGUCGGGAAAUGGUUCGCCAAGAAAAUAAGAAAGAAGGUAAAAGAAGCCGAUUAUGGGAUCAUGAUAAUGUUGAAUACGUCUUGACACAUAAUAAGGGGACUGAUGCAAUUGAAGGCAUAGUUCUAGACUUGUCUGAAUUAAACCAACUACAGUUUACAACUGAAGCCUUUGCAAAAAUGACUGAACUUAGAGUGCUAAAAUUCUUCAUGGGAUGUAAAAAUGUGUGUGAAGAGAGUUGUAAAGUGCUCUUUUCUGGAGAUUUGGAACUUCCUGUUUCUGAUUUAAGAUAUCUCCAUUGGCAUGGAUACCCUUCAGAUUCAUUUCCAUCAAAUUUUCUAAAGGCAGAUGCGCUUCUUGAGCUCCAUAUGCGUUAUAGCUGCCUAAAACAUCUUAAAGAGGACGAGGGAUGUUUUCCAAAGUUAACUGUCCUGGAUCUCAGUCACUCUCGAAAUUUAGUAAAAAUCUCAAACUUCUCAACCAUGCCAAAGUUGGAGAAACUAAUUCUUGAGGGUUGUACAAGUUUGCUCGAGAUUGACUCAUCUAUUGGAGAUCUGAAUAAACUUAUUUUCUUGAAUUUGAAUGGCUGCAAAAACCUUGAUAGUCUUCCCAGCAGCUUUUGCAAAUUGAAAUUUCUUGAAACCCUUAUUGUAUCUGGUUGUUUCAGACCAGAGGAAGUGCCGGUUGACUUGGCGGGACUGCAAAUCUCAGGGAACCUGCCCGAAAAUAGAACUGCUACGGGUGGAAGUACAAGUCAAGUUUCUUUGUUUGGUUUAUGCUCAUUAAGGGAAUUAGAUCUAAGUGAUUGCCAUCUAAGUGAUGGAGUGAUCCCCAGCGACUUUUGGCGAUUAUCCUCCUUGGAAAGAUUAAAUCUAAGCGGAAACGAUUUCACUGUAAUUCCAGAAGGCAUCGCUCAACUUUCGAAGUUAAGUUUCCUUCAGCUAGGAUAUUGCCAGAGGCUUCUAGGAAUCCCAAAUCUUCCCUCGACCGUCCAAGAAGUGGAUGCACAUGUCUGCAGUUCCCUGAGACCUUCAUCCAACUUCAGAGAUGCAACAACCAUAUUAUGGAGAAUUCAGAACCUUGCACCAAAUAACGAAUUCUGUAUUCUUCUUCCUGGAAGUGGAAUUCCGGAUUGGUUCGGCGAUAGGAAAAUGGGAUGUUCAGUGGCAAUAGAGAAGCUGCCUCCGGAAUGGCAUCAAGUUAACUUCCUGGGCUUUGCUGUAUGCUUUGUAUUUGCGUCAGAGCAUGAAAUACCUGAGCACACUCCUGUAGUAUCAUGUAAAAUAAAUGAUUUCAGAUUUUCCUACGCUUUCUCAUGUGGCCGUGGAGAAAAUGAAUUUGUUGAGUCAGAUCACCUGUGGCUGGCAUACCAACCACGCGCUCGAGUUGAAAAUUUUCACCCUUACGAUUGGACUCAAAUUAAGGCUUCAUUUGAAGUCUUUGGCAUCGGUACACGCAAUAAGGUAAAGGAGUGUGCCAUUAGUCUUAUAUACGCUGAUAGGUAGAGAUUACAACAGAACGGAGAUGGUGGCAUCAUCCAGGUUUUCGUCCAACUUUCAACAGCUCUUUUCUGUAGUUUGAUUUUGAAUUUUUCUCCAAAGAAAGGCUUUGUGAUUCAUAUGUGUGAACUUAUUGGCAGAGUUACAGGAAAUUGAUUUCCAAUGGAAGCUUCAUUAUCACUUGCUGGUGCAGUUACAUGAAGGCAAAAAUAAAUCCA